AUGUCUGACGGUGAACAACAUGAUGCAUCCGACUCCGAGGUUAAUGGUGAAGGAUCAGUUGAAAAACAAUCUGCUCCGUUUACUGACGAACAGAUGCAAAUGGAGAUUAAAUGCAAGACAAGCGAUGGAGGGGUGAUCAAUGUUCGUUUGUCUCAUCUUCUUCAGAGCAGCGUCUUCAAGAACAUGUGGAAGGAUUUGGACAUGUCGCCUAAGGAUAUGGAAGAAUUCGAAUUCAAGGUUAACGUCGAGACCAAUAUCUUCUCUAAAGUCGUUGAGUGGAUGGGAGAGCAUAUUGGUAAGGAGGAUCCUAAAAUUGAAGAUGAUCCGGCUACUCGUCAGCGUAAACCACUUACUUUUUCCGAGUAUGAAACGGAUUUCUUUAAGGUCGGCGUUGAGGAGAUCGCUAACUUGAUUAAGGCCGCUAACUAUCUGGACAUCAAAUCUUUGUACUAUUCUGGUUGCCAGGCUAUGGCUAAUGUUAUUGGCAAUAAGACACCGGAAGAGCUUAGAGAACUCUUUGGACUUGAGGAUGACUUGACUGAAGAUGAGAAGGCCGACAUCCGCCGUAGGAACAUGUGGUGUAACUAUUAAAGAAGAGUGAAAGAAGGAAUAUUUUGUAGAAACAAUUGAAUGAUCUUGGCGCCUUCUAUGACUUUUUUUGUCGU
Meloidogyne enterolobii is the source of this 665-nucleotide messenger RNA. The record is from the annotation of a GenBank genome assembly. NCBI's taxonomy places the organism in Eukaryota, Metazoa, Nematoda, Chromadorea, Rhabditida, Meloidogynidae.